AUGGCGAAUGAAAGCGAUUCCCUUCCUGCCAGCCAAGCCCUGAGAAUAUGUGCAGUAAGGGAACUAUUCGAGGAGACUGGGAUCCUCCUGGCUUGCGAUAAAAGCGACGAAUCUAAGCCUCCCCAUUUGCUUGCCUGUCUGCUAAGCCACAGCGACUGCAAAGCAUGGAGGAAAAGAGUACAGGAGAAAGCGGGCUCGCUGGCAUUGCUUUAUGGAGAAUUAGGCCUUAAGCUUCCGCUUAGCGCGCUAGAGGAGUGGUCAAACUGGCUUACCCCUGCACAUAACAAGAAGCGCUUCGAUACCAUUUUCUACUACGCGGGGAUAUCUGGCCUAAAAUAUUUAAAUGGGGGAUCAUCAUCUGUAAUAUCUGAGCCAUCUGAAGAAGUUCACUCAUUAUACCUUGAUUCCCCAGCCGCCUUCCUUUCACAUAAUCCAAACGACGAGGGACCUGUCUUUAUGAGCACUACAAAGUCCCCUCUAAUGCCUCCACAGGCCUACGAGCUUUGCCGCGUAAUUAGAUUCCCUCAUGUCGCACAGCUCACGAGGUUCGCCAGACAAAGGGCCAGCUUCGGUUGUCGGCGAUGGAACUGCGUCCUCGCAUAUGCCAAAUGCAAUAAAACAAAUGAUUCAUUGGUACCCAUGUAUUUGCUACCAGGUGACAAAAGGUAUAAAGAUGCCCAUGAAUUUUCGGAAGAGCACGGGGAAACAAUAACCUUAACAGGAGAUUGGCAAAGCGAUUCACAUCUUAAUAGACUUUUGAUAAUGCGCAAGCAAUACCCCGGGCUCUGGUGGAAAUCAAAUAUUUUCGACCUGGGACAUGUCCUGCCCGUCACUUUAGAAGAGUUUACGAUGAACUAUGCCCAGAACUAG
Protopolystoma xenopodis is the source of this 870-nucleotide messenger RNA. The record is from the annotation of a GenBank genome assembly. Lineage: Eukaryota; Metazoa; Platyhelminthes; Monogenea; Polystomatidea; Polystomatidae.